Molecule: messenger RNA, 2643 nt
Organism: Malus domestica (apple)
Lineage: Eukaryota; Viridiplantae; Streptophyta; Magnoliopsida; Rosales; Rosaceae
Source: RefSeq, a predicted model, not a curated record
UACUUGAAGAAGAUGAAAUAAAAAAUUGCAAGUGAUUGACACAGAAAAUAUAAUUUAUUUGAAAUUUUUCGUCACCUUUGUAAUUUUCCCAUGGCUUGUCCACUGAUAAAUCUUCUCUUCUUCGUCCUUUUCAUGUUUCUACCAUUUUCCACCCUAGCUCAAACCGCCAAAAACAUUUCUUUAGGCUCAUCUCUCACUGCACUAAAUGAAAACUCAUCAUCAUGGACAUCGCCAUCUGGUGACUUUGCUAUCGGUUUUCAAAGAAUCGGAAAAGAAGGGUUCUUACUAGCCAUUUGGUUCGAUAAGAUAAAAGAUAAAACUAUAGUCUGGUCAGCCAAUGGGGAAAAUCUAGUUCCAGAGGGAUCCAAAGUUGAGCUUUCGAACGGUGGCGAGUUUAUGCUCAAUGAUGCAACCGGCAAGCGCAUAUGGUCUGCUCAAUCUGUUGGUCCCGGAGUUGCCUAUGCAUCUAUGCUAGACACUGGAAAUUUUGUGCUGGCGGAUCGAAGUUCAUCCAAUGUGUGGGAGAGUUUUGAUGAACCAACGGAUACAAUACUACCUACACAGAUUCUAAAUCAGAAUGACGUACUCUUUGCACGCUACACGGCAACAAAUUACUCACGGGGAAGAUUCAUGUUUGUUCUACAAUCUGACGGAAAUCUCUUGCUUUACACAACGCGAUUCCCACUGCCGACAAACAAUUUUGCUUACUAUGCAACCAUGACUAUGUAUACCGGCUUUCAGGUCAUCUUCAAUCAGUCCGGCUAUCUUUACCUUAUUGCAAAGAACGGAAGCAUACUGAAUAUGGUAUCAUCCAACACAGUUUCCAUGCAAAAUUUCUACCAUAAAGUAACUCUGGAGCAUGACGGAGUUUUGAGGCACUCUGUUCAUCCUAAAACCGCUGCCGCUGCCUCAAGUGCCGGAAGCCCCAUGGCUUGGUCCCCUUUGACCUCCAAACCUUCGAAUAUUUGCUUAACAAUUGAAGGAGACGUAGGCAGUGGUGCAUGUGGAUACAACAGCCUCUGCAGCUAUAAUGAUGAAGGACCAACUUGCCAAUGUCCUUAUGGCUACACAUUAAUUGAUCCCAAUGAUGUCUUGAAAGGAUGCAAGCAAAACUUUGUUUCACAAAGUUGUGAUGAGGCCUCGCCUGAGACAGAGAGUUUUGAAUUUCGUGAGAUGCAAAACACAGAGUGGUCUGGCGGUGGUUAUGAGCAAUUUACAUCGGUAGAUGAGGAUUGGUGCAUACAGAAUUGCUUCAAUGAUUGUUUUUGUGCCGUCGCCAUUUUCAAGAAUGGAGAGUGUGAAAAGAAGAGAAUUCCUCUUUCGAACGGAAGGAUGGACCCGAAUGUUGGUGGAAAAGCUCUCAUCAAAGUAAGGAAAGACAACUACACUUUGAUACCUGAAGUUCCAAAUACAAAAAAGAAAGAUCGCUCAACUUUGAUCCUCAUCGGAUCAGUGCUCCUGAGUAGCUCGGGGUUUCUGAACUUGAUUUUUCUAUUAACAACCUAUUUGGUUGUUUCUCGUAUUUCUUAUAGAAAAACGAAGUUGAUUCAACCUUAUCGAGUCAUCUCUGACAUGAAUUUGAGGCAUUUCACUUAUGAGGAGCUAAAAAAGGCUACGAACGAAUUCGAGGAAGAACUAGGACGCGGUACUUCUGCAAUAGUUUUCAAAGGAGUUUUAGCCCCUGAUAAUGGGAAGAGCGUUGCUGUCAAAAGCUUAGUCGCUAAGGUCGGAGAAAAUGAUUUGGAAUUCAAAGCGGAAGUGAGUGCUAUUGGCAGAACAAACCACAGAAAUUUAGUCCAGCUGCUUGGAUUUUGUUACGAGGGAGAGCACCAAAUGCUUGUGUAUGAGUUCAUGAGCAAUGGAUCUUUAGCGAGCUUCCUUUUUGGAGAGUUGAGGCCAAGCUGGUGCCAGAGAAGGCAAAUUGCACUGGGAAUUGCAAGAGGGUUGUUGUAUUUGCAUGAGGAGUGCAGCAGAAAAAUCGUACAUUGUGACAUCAAGCCUCAAAACAUUCUUCUCGAUGACUCUUUCACGGCGAGAAUUUCUGACUUCGGACUAGCCAAGCUUUUGAAAAUCGACCAGACUCUAACCACAACCGGAAUCAGGGGAACGAAAGGUUAUGUGGCCCCUGAAUGGUUGAAUAGGUUGCCUAUCACGGCCAAGGUUGAUAUUUACAGCUACGGAAUUUUGUUGUUAGAGAUUAUUUUCUGCAGGAAGCAUUUCGAGGUAGCGGCAGAGGAUGAAGAUAAAGUGAUACUAGCUGAUUGGGCAUACGAUUGCUAUAAGCAGAAUAAUCUGCACCAGCUAUUCAAGAAUGACGAUGAGGCAAUGCAUGACAUCAAGAAGAUGGAGAAGUAUGUGAUGAUUGCAAUAUGGUGCAUUCAGGAGGAUCCGUCGCUCAGACCUACCAUGAAGAAAGUCGCAUUGAUGCUUGAAGGAACUGUCGAAGUCUCAGCUCCACCCGAUCCAUGUUCUUUCAUAAGUUCAAUACUUUAACUGCUUCCAAUUAUAAUCCAGUUCUUUUGUAUAUCAAAAGUUUGUGUAUUAUUUAUUUUCAAAUACUCUUUAGUUCUUAAUGUACCAUGUAGUAUCGAAUGUACAAUAAUUCUCUUAUAAUGUCCGAAUAAAUAGAGGAAUUAUCAAUGG